UUUUGUCGCUUCUAUUCUCUGCAUGCCAGGAGUCAUCCACGAUUGCUUCCACACAGACGGUUCCUAGUGCUACCAGUGAAAAGGCCUUGUGCAUUUCCACCAUCUUUCCCUCCUUGACAGAUUUUAUUUGCUAAGUAAAAAGAUCGAUGGUUUUUAUUUGCUAAGAAGUGGUGGGAAAACAAGGGAGGAAAAGGAAUGUGAUUUGGACCCUCUGUAAAGUUCUGUGAACGAGGCAGGACAAUUGCAUGAUCAAACCUUCGUCUGGACGCUCCCUCAAAGUUUCAACGCCCCCAUCUCCCCCCCCUUCUCUCCUUGCUAGUACAUCCAUCCAUACGAAACGCAGCUCCAAAGUGGGGAGUCUCUACCCCCAGAGGACGCGCUGGAGCUGCCGGCUGUCUACGCCUGGGAACAAGGAAGCGGAAAGACGGCCUUUGACAUGGCGGAAGGGUUCCGCACGGUGCUUUGGCUCCUCCAGCAGCACAGGCAGCUCUGCAUAUUUUGGACCCUAAACUAUGACUUUCAGGAUAAGACCCUCAAGGGAUACUUGCAAGGGCAGCUCCGGAAAUCCAGACCAGUACUCUUGGACCCAGCUGAUCCAACUAGGAACCUUGGAGAGGGGAGCCGCUGGGAUCUGCUUGCUAAAGAAGCUGAAGGCUGUUCUCAACAGAGAUGCUGCAAGAACGUCAGUGGAUCCCCGGUUGCUCACUGGGAUGUUCCGCUGCAGGUCCCUUGGGCGGACAAAUGGUUCUACUGCACCAUACUGUGACGGGACCCCUUGCAGCCUCCUUGCAUGGGAUGAAGUUUGGAGGUGGACAUCUUUCAUGUUCUCCCAGGCCGUUUUUGUAAAAAGAAAAGAAAAAAUGCCUUGCUGUGGUUUCGGAAAACUAGUGGCCCCUCGGAGGCUGUGUGGACCCAAGGCCACAAAUGUACGUUCUCUUCCUGCGCUUC
This is a messenger RNA of Elgaria multicarinata webbii, 948 nucleotides long. RefSeq names its product 2'-5'-oligoadenylate synthase 2-like. Gene Ontology annotation, cellular component: membrane; cytosol; nucleoplasm. Gene Ontology annotation, molecular function: 2'-5'-oligoadenylate synthetase activity; double-stranded RNA binding. The record is from RefSeq and is a predicted model, not a curated record. The transcript is spliced from 3 exons. Gene Ontology annotation, biological process: regulation of ribonuclease activity; negative regulation of viral genome replication; defense response to virus. The coding region runs from base 437 to 766 and encodes 109 amino acids. NCBI's taxonomy places the organism in Eukaryota, Metazoa, Chordata, Lepidosauria, Squamata, Anguidae.